Messenger RNA from Penaeus indicus, 603 nucleotides. Its product is annotated as FMRFamide receptor-like. The record is from RefSeq and is a predicted model, not a curated record. Gene Ontology annotation, molecular function: G protein-coupled receptor activity. The transcript has 3 exons. NCBI's taxonomy places the organism in Eukaryota, Metazoa, Arthropoda, Malacostraca, Decapoda, Penaeidae. Bases 1 to 603 code for a protein of 200 amino acids. Gene Ontology annotation, cellular component: membrane. Gene Ontology annotation, biological process: G protein-coupled receptor signaling pathway.
AUGCGCUCGUCCAUCAACUGCUGCCUCAUCGGCCUGUCGGUGUUCGACAUGAUCGUGGCGCUGACGGCCAUCCUCAUGUGGGGAAUCCCCGAGAUCUGCCGCUACACCGUGGCCAUGAUGUGGUACUACCGGGAGCUGUCGCCGAAGAUCACGCCCUUCAUCUACCCGCUGGCGCUCAUCGCCCACACGGGCUCCGCGUACCUGACGGUGACGGUAACGCUGGAGCGCUACGUGGCCGUGUGCCAGCCGCUGAAGGUGCGCUCCAUCUGCACGUACGGGCGCGCCAAGAUCUACGUGCUGUCCGUCACCCUGUUCGCCGUGCUGUACAACCUGCCCCGGUGGUGGGAGAUCACCUACAAGGAGUGCGACAUCGGAGAGGACGUGCGUCACUUCUACUACGUGGCGACGCAGCUGCGCAACGACAACAACUACAAGCAGAUCUACAUCAUGUGGAUGUUCCUGGUCGUCAUCAUCAAGUUUGAAGAGUUCCGCAAGCAGCAGGAGGAGCAGGAACGUGCGGAUCUGGAGUUAGCCCUCACUCUCUCACGUUCCAUGACCACGGGCAAAUCCCAGACUUCACGGUCACCCUCCACGGGCCUCUAA